Lactuca virosa is the source of this 2567-nucleotide messenger RNA. The record is from the annotation of a GenBank genome assembly. NCBI's taxonomy places the organism in Eukaryota, Viridiplantae, Streptophyta, Magnoliopsida, Asterales, Asteraceae.
AUAUGAUUGUGUGAUCACUCGGGGCUCCAUUAUCAGAUUUUCAGAGGUACAAUCUGAAAGUUUUAGGGAGAAUAUACACCGGAAAAAUUAGGGUUUAAGCAGUUUUGGUGUUGAUUUCUGCAGAAAUUAGGGUUAGACACUUGUCAUCUAAUCAGUUAGGGUUGUAAUUUAUGAUAUCGAUUCUGUUAGGUUUUCAUUCGUGUUGGUAAAAAACUUAAAUUUGAGCCGCUGAUGGACGAGAUCUGGGAGAGGGCGGUGGAGACAGCGUUAGACGGCCAAACAGAUGUGGCAUCGGUCCGGACGUUAACGCUCGACGGAGCGGUGAAGUGCGUGCACGGUCGUCUACCACAUCCGUCUCUAUUCCAGAAGUUUCCUCAUCUACAACAUCUAUCAAUUGCAAACAUCGGUGUUUCAUCACUUGAACAGUUCCCGCGCUUACAAAACCUCCAGAAGUUGAUUUUAUCAGACAACCGGAUCGCCGGCGGUUUGGAAUUUUUGGUUCACGCUGGUUUGGAUUCGUUACGGGACCUCGAUUUGUCGAAUAAUCGGAUUCAAGAGAUAGACGAUUUGAGGCCUUUGGCUGAGCUAAGGCUUGUUUCUCUUGAUCUGUAUGAGUGUCCGGUUACAAGGGUUAAAGAUUACCGAUCUAGAGUGUUUGGGUUGAUUAAAUCGUUGAAGUAUUUAGAUAAGAUGGACGUUGAUGAGAACGAGCGGCCUGAAUCAGACGACGAGGAUGACGACGACGAGGAUGAAGAUGACGACGAAGAGGAGGAGGAGGACGAUCCUGGAAGCGGGGAGAUCGAUGGUGAGGAAAAGGGUCCGAAUAGGUUGGCUAAUGGACAUAACAUCGGGCAAGAUGGUGUAGUUGAUGUGGAUGAAGACGAUGAAAGCGAUGCAGAUGAGGAAGAGGCUGAGAUUGUGAGAGGGUCUAAUGGGAACGCGUCAAAUUCGUUGGCUGGUCAGGCAAAUGGUUUUCAUGCCGAAUCUGUUGAUGUUGAAGACGACGAUGAUGAUGGCGACGAUGAUAAUGAUUCAGAUGAGAUCGAUGAAGAGGGUGAGGGCGAUGGUGAAGGCGAGGAAGAGGACGAUGUGGUUGAAGUUCAUGAGAUUGAAGAUAGCGAUGAUGAAGAAGAUGGGGUUGAAGAUGACGAUGAAGAGGAUGACGAUGAGGAGGUUGAUAAUGAAGAUGUCACUGAGCCAGGGAGUACAGGGUGGUUAACUAGCACAGAAGGUGAGAUUGAUGGGCAUGAACAAGGAGAGGAAGAUGUAGACGAAGAUGAUGAUGGAGAAACUGGAGAAGAGGAAAUUGGUGUUUUUGAAGACGAUGAAGAGGCUGAGGAUGAGGAAGAGGAAGAGGAAGAAGAUGAGGAUGUAGGUACAGGGUAUCUGGUACAACCAGUUGCACAGGUGGCAGAAGAUGGAGUAAUUGGAGGAGAUGAAGAAGAUGAUCCCGAAGUUGAAGAGGAAGAGGAAGAGGAAGAGGAAGAGGAAGAAGAUGAUGAAGAUGGUGAUGAUGAUGAUGAUGAUGAUGUUGGGAUGCAGCCUCCAUCUUCAUCAAGUAAACGAAAAAGAGAUGGGGAUGAUGAUGAUGGUGGUGGUGAUGAUGAUGAUGAUGAUGAUGGUCUUGUUCAUCCAAAAAUCAUCAAAGCAAAACUAGCUAUUAGGUGAAGAAAGAUAAAGAUAAAAGAUGAAUGAAUGAUUGAUGUUGAAGAAUGGUGUGGGGAGAGGGAGAGUGGUAAUGAGGGGUUUUUUUCUUGAAAAAGUGUAAACUAAUGUGUUUUGAGAAUUUACUACUAGUACAACAAGUAGAAAAACCCUUUGUUUUUUAAUGAAAAAAGAGAGUAGAAAGGAUUUUGAAGAAGAAGCAUGUAAAGUAAAGUGGUUUGGAUUGGGUGAUGAUGAUGAUGAUGGGAAAAGACGUUUGAUUUAAAAAGUUAUAUAUAUAGUAAAGUAAUAGUGUAGUAUCCGUUGUUGAAAUGAGAAUUCAAAAGGUAGUUGAUGAUGAUAAGAGGGAAACGGCAACAAACAAUCUUAUUUUGAAUGACAGUUGAGUUGAGUGAAGCCUAAAUAAAUAUUUGAAAAUGGAGGGAAUUUCGUAUAGAAAGAGGCACUCGAACAAACAGAAAUAUAAUUAAAAUAAGGAAGAAGGGAAAGAGGGUUUGGGUUUGGGUUUGGGUUUGAGUUGGAGUUUGAGGUCCAUGACAUGUGAUCAAGUCAUGUGGUACUUGAAAGAAAGUUGGAACAUUAAAAAAAAAAAAAAAGGGUUCCAAAUUGGGAGAAUGGGGCGGGUAUAUAUGCAUGCGUCAACUUGCAAAUGGACUCUUUCUCUCGAGUCUUUGAGAUGAAAUGGAGAGUGGUUUUCGGAUAAAAUUCGCAAAUGCUGCGGCUCAACGGCGGCUGAUUGGCUGGCUCAAAAUGAAUGUAGCGCCACUUGGCUUGGCUUGGCUUGGAUUUUACUUUUGUGGUGCUCAGGUUGUACACGUAGUAGUUGAUUCGAUUUGGCUUUCUUUAUUGUACCAACAAGUAGAUCCCUUUGUUUAUUUCACUUUUAUUUUAUUUUAUUGUAC